Molecule: messenger RNA, 4288 nt
Organism: Mobula hypostoma (lesser devil ray)
Lineage: Eukaryota; Metazoa; Chordata; Chondrichthyes; Myliobatiformes; Myliobatidae
Product: sodium-coupled monocarboxylate transporter 1-like
Exons: 18
Coding region: 457-2301 (614 amino acids)
Biological process (GO): sodium ion transport; transmembrane transport
Cellular component (GO): membrane
Molecular function (GO): symporter activity
Source: RefSeq, a predicted model, not a curated record
GAGUCCUGGAGCUCCUGUUCCUUCUUCCUGAUGAGUGAGAAGAGAGCGUGAUCUGGAUGGUAGGUGUUCCUAAUGAUGGAUGCUGCUUUCCUGCAACAACAUUUAGUAUUGUAAGUAAACUUAGAAAUGUUAGAUCAUUCAAAUCACUGUGAAUAACGGGGCCCAUGGACUGAUCUGUGCACUCCCCACUCACCGCUAUCUGAAAAUGUCCUACUUAUUCCUUUAUUUUUCUCCCAUCUUUCAACCAAUUUAAACAAAAAAAUAUAUUAUUUGACUGUAUUCAAGUGAUUUCUUUAAGGUCCACACAGUUGCAUUGUUGUGCCACAAUUGCUUUGUGACAACCAACCAUACUUGUGUGUAGGAAGUGACCAGCAGGUCAUGUGGUUCCUUGGACUUUUAACCUGAUUUUACUCUGUCCAGUUCUAUUGGAAUUUUACCUCAGCAGGAGAAGCAGCAAUGUCUGAGAAAAGUGCUCUACAAGCUUGGGACUAUGUAGUAUUUGCCUCUAUGCUACUUGUAUCUACUAUAAUUGGCAUUUAUUUUGCUUAUGAAAAUAAAAGGGCAAAGAAAUUAACUACAGAAGAUUUCUUGCUAGGAAGUCGACAAAUUUCUGCUUUCCCAGUUGCUCUUUCACUGGCUGCCAGUUUUUUGUCUGCUAUUACCGUGAUUGGAGGCCCUGCAGAAGUUUACCUGUAUGGAAUAAUGGUUGUGAUGUUUUCAGUGGCCUGCCUUCUUACAAUGACAAUCACUUGUCUGAUCUACAUCCCCCUCUUCUACAGAUUAAAUAUCAUCAGCACAUAUGAGUAUAUUAAUAGAAGAUUUGGUUCUGCUGUGAAAUAUCAAGUUAUCUUUGCCUUCUUGUUGUACAUGAGCAUUUAUCUUGGUAUUGCCACCUAUACACCUGCAUUAGCACUUAGCGAAGUUACCGGGGUAAACUUGUGGACUUCCAUCAUGACGACAGGACUCGUAUGUACGCUGUAUACAACACUAGGUGGCAUAAAAGCUGUUGUGUGGACAGAUGUUUUCCAGAUCUAUAUAAUGUUGGCUGGUCUUCUUGCUUUGAUGAUUCAAGGCUUAAUCCACAGUGGAGGAUUUGGAAAGGUUUGGAAAAUUGCAGAGGAAGGAGGACGCCUCAAUUUUUUUGACUUUGACCCUGACCCAAGGAAAAGACAUACAUUUUGGAGCACGGUGAUGGGAGGCACAUUUUCAUGGACAGCGAUAUACAGUUGUAAUCAAGCACAGGUCCAAAGAUAUCUCGCCUGCCGAAGUGAAAAAGAGGCAAAAAUGGCUGUAUCCUUGAAUGGGGUUGUCAUGCUUUUAGUGACAAUUACAGCUUGCAUGUGUGGUGUAGUUAUGUAUGCUGUUUAUGAGAACUGUGAUCCAAUAGAGGCAAAGAGAAUCACCAACCCUAAUCAGAUGGCACCAUUACUCGUUUUGGAGAUCUUAUCUCAUGUGCCUGGAGUUCCAGGGCUGUUUAUUGCCAGCACGUUUAGUGGCACUCUGAGCACAAUCUCUUCAGGAAUCAAUGCCAUUGCUACAAUCUUUGUGGAAGAUAUUAUAAAACCAAACAGCAAAUCUUGGAAGCGUUUUUCUGAAAACAAGAGAACACUGAUUUCAAAGCUUCUAGCUAUGAUAUUUGGACUUGCAACAAUGAGUAUGGCAGCAAUAACAUCACUCUUUAAAGAAAAUGUCAUGCAGCUAACCCGAAGUGUUGAUGGGCUAAUUCUUGGACCCAUUCUGGGGGUAUUCACUUUAGCAGCUUUGUUUCCAAAAUGUAAUGGGAAGGGAGCAUUUGUAGGCAUGCUUACUGGUUUUGCUACUUCAGUUUUUCUGGGAGUCUAUUCUCAAUUGUAUCCACCUGCAGACAGAUUCAUAAGGAAGCUCAAAACGUCAACAGCAGGCUGUCAUUUAUUUAAUAUCACCAUCUCAGCCCCUAUGAAUAGAACAUCUUUCAUCACAACCAUGGUGAAAUCUCCAACAUCGGACAAAACCGAGAGCAUAAUUGAAAAUAUUGGCUCUUUGUCCUAUGGAUAUUAUACUCCUGUUGGCUGCUUGAUUGCGAUUACAAUUGCUUUGCUGACCAGUUUGGCUACUGGAGGUGCCAAGAAUGUGGAUCCAACUCUCAUUGCUCCUAUACUUCAUACUGUUCACAAGAAAAUGUUUAAAAAGAAACCUGCUGCUCCACCACACGAGACAGCCGUAGAACUCUUAGAAACCACUACUGAAAAGAAAUUCAAUACUGCUCACCAUUCUUCCAAUUCACAGAAUGAAAAACCGCUGCAGCCCCUGGUAUCUGAAUAAAUAUUGAAAUAAUGUUGGGAUCUUUGACCUGUGCUAAAGAAGACAUACGAGCACAACUAAGGUGCAAAAGAUUAAAUUUAAAUCUUAAGGUAAUGCUAGAUACUGACAGAUUGAAUUGGAAAAGAAGUAAGUAAUUAACUGAACUGUUGCGAAUGAGUAACUGCCAGAUUUUAAAUGUUGUAAACUUUUCUCUGUAAUGGUUCAUAACUUUCUCAGGAUAUUAGGACACCAUUCUGCAUGCUUACAAGACCAAAAUACCUUUCUGUGUAGCUUAUGUCACAAUGUGGGAGUUGCCAGUAGUGACUACAUUGUUCCUGUUACAUGUAUAAAAUACGAAUAGUCCUGAAUUGAAUCAAAGGUACUGUUAGCUGUCUGCAUCUUCAAAAUAUGUAUUUUCAAUGAUUGUUAAUGUUAAGAUCUGUAGAACGUUUGAGAGCAAGCAUAUGGGAAAAUCGUUUUUCUGUUUUAUGUUGUAGCGUUUAACUCCUGUAUAAGCAAUGUAUUUCGACACAACUGACUCAAGUUAUCUUGAGUUGAUAUAAAAAUGGAUAAUAGUGUUAACACAAUAACUUGUAUUGUUGCUGAUAGAGUGCUUAGGCUGAGCUCUGCUGUUGUAUCCUGACAUUGUCUGAACAUUUCAUUUGAAAUGGACUGUGUUUUAAAAUGAAUGUCCAUUAAUCAAUAUGUAAUUCGAUUAUUAGAACAAUUAGUUCUAUUAAUCAAUUUCACCUGUGAUGUAAUGCAUCUGAUCAUAACUGAUUCUUAUGAUUAGUGCAGUCUUCGAGCAGAAUUCUAUUUAAUUAUAUCACAUAUCAAACAUUGAAAUGUUAACUACAAGCUGAUUUUGCCCUUUCCUGAGUAGUACAGGAUCUAAAAUAAAAUUUGAAAACAAUCAAGAAUAAGAGUGAAUUCCCACUUGUGUUUACAUUUUCAAAUGUACCUACAAACUCUUAAGGUGAAACCAAAAAAUGUUACAUAAAUAUUGCUGGCAAAACAACCGAAGAUGCAGCCAAUGUGGCAAAAGAACACACUUGAUUUCACCAAAUAUAAUCCCUAGCACUACACAAAUUAUAAACUCAAAUCAGCACCCUCACAGUUCAUAAAAGGUUAGAUUGGCAAUUGUGAUCGAAAUUUCGGAACUUACUAUACAAUUUACGUAGGUAAAAUGAUAGAUUUCAGUGUGAUUUCAUUCCAUCUCUCAUAUAAUUCACCAGAGUUGCUAAAUGUCAAUCUUUAAUCUGGUUAAUCCAAGGUUCUUUGGUUACAAUUUAGACAAAGACAUCUUCAUAUUGUAAGAAAACCAUAAUUCAAUAAGAUAUAAGAGCGGAAUUAGGCCAUUUGGCCCAUCAAGUCUGCUGUUCCAUCAUGUCUGAUCCAUUUUCCCUCUCAGCCCCAGUCUCCUGCCUUCUCCCCAUAUCUCUUCAUGCCCUGACCAAUCAAGAAUCUAUCAACCUCUGCCUUAAAUAUACUCAAUGACUUGGCCUUCACAUUAACGAUUUCUAGAGGUUCACCACUCCCUAACUGCUGACAAUACUCCCAGUGAGGCCUCACCAGUGCUUUAUAAAGCUUGAACAUUACAUUAAAUCCUUGCUUUUAUAUUCUAGUCCUCUUGAAAUGGAUCCUAACAUCACAUUUACCGUCCUCACUACCAACUCAAACUGCAAUUUAACCUUUAGGGAAUCCUGCACAUGGACUCCCAAGUCCCUUUGUACCUCAGAUUUUUGGAUUUUCUCUCCAUUUAGAAAAUAGUCUACCCUUCUAUUUCUUCUACCAAAAUGAAUGAUCAUACACUUCCCAAGCAUUCACAACACACUCGAAUGUCGCUAGAGAUUAACUCUGAAGGGGGAAAAUGAAGGUUUCUUUCAAUAUGAUUAUGCCAUUUCCAUAUAGUUUCAGUUUUAUGUUCUGAACUGAAUGUUGUUUGAUUGUGCCAUGAAAUAUUUUGGUCAUUUUUGAAACCUAAUGCAAAACAAAUCAAUAAACACAA